CGGGUGGGGAAAUUGCUGUGACAAAAGAAGAGCAAACAAACGUUAAUUAAUCUGAUGAUUUUGAAAUCCAACUGCACACCCAUUCUCAGUUUCUCCCUCUUUGGGGCUACUGGUAUAAUUACUCCCACCCAGAACCACACGAUUCAGCAUCAUACUCAUAAAAAUUGGAGCUAAAAGAAGAAGAGCUUAAAGAGGGAGAGACAAGAGAACUGGUGACAGUAAACUCACUGGAUUUCAAGAAACAAUAUGGAGAAAGAAAAUGUGGGUGUGCAUGAAGAAGGAAUUAGUCUUAUGAAGAGAAAAGAUGCAACCUUGUUUUCUUGGCCUUGGGAAAACCUGGGAAAUUUCAAGUAUGUGUUAUAUGGACCGUUGAUUGCAAAGUUCAUAUAUACUCUGGUUUGGGAAGAGAGUUGGGCUGAUAUAUGGUGCUUACAUAUUCUUGUCUUGACUUCUAUGAGAGGCCUCGUUCAUCAGUUAUGGAGUUCUUACUGUAAUAUGCUUUUUCUUAACCGCGCCAAACGGGUGUCUCUACAAGGCAUUGAUUUUGAACAAAUUGACAAGGAAUGGCAUUGGGAUAAUUUCCUAAUACUUCAAGCUAUAAUGGCCGCAUUUGCCUAUAUCAGCUUCCCUUCACUGGCUCAUCUUCCCACAUGGGAACUCAAAGGCCUUGUUUGGUGUGCUGCUUUGCAUAUCGGAAUCUCAGAGCCACUUUACUAUGUCAUGCAUAGGUUAUUGCAUAGCCCCCAACUCUUCCCACUUUACCAUUGGCUGCACCAUGAUUCUAAAAUUCCACAUCCCUUUACAGCGGGCAGUGCAGCAUUCUUGGAACACCUCUUACUUUGUGUGGUAGUUGGGAUUCCAACGCUCGGAAGUGCGUUACUUGGUCACGGUUCAAUCACUGUCAUGUAUAGUUACAUUUUGACAUUCGACUUUCUUAGAUGUUUGGGGUAUAGCAACGUGGAGAUCAUGCCUAGUCCUCUCUUCAAUAGCAUCCCGCUUCUGAAAUGCCUUAUUUAUACCCCAACGUACUACAGUUUGCACCAUGUGGACAAAAGGACUAACUUUUGCCUUUUUAUGCCUCUCUAUGAUAUAUUGGGCAAGACAGUCGAUCCCCGUUCUUGGGAGCUUCAGAGGGAGAUAAGUUCAAGGACUAGUGCAGAUGAGAAGGCGCCGGAUUUUGUGUUUCUUGCACAUGUCGUCGAUGUGAUGUCAGCAAUGCAUUCUCCCUUUGUUUUCCGAUCAUUCAGCUCGAUUCCCUUUGGCACAAAGCUUUUCUUGUUACCAAUGUGGCCUUAUACUUUUGUGGUUAUGCUGGUCAUGUGGCUCAAAUCCAAGACUUUUUUGUUCAACUUUUACAUCCUCAGAGGGAAAUUGCAUCAAACAUGGGUUGUUCCAAGAUAUGGCUUUCAGUACUUCUUACCUUUUGCUGCGGAAGGGAUAAACAAACAAAUAGAAGAAGCUAUCCUCGUGGCUGACAGAAUAGGGGUGAAGGUCAUUAGCCUCGCGGCAUUAAACAAGAAUGAAGGGCUGAAUGGGGGCGGAACAUUGUUUGUGAAUAAGCAUCCUCAUCUUAAGGUCAGGGUGGUCCAUGGAAACACAUUGACGGCUGCCGUUAUCCUAAACGACCUCCCCAGAGACGUCGAUGAGGUCUUCCUGACAGGGGCCACAUCUAAGCUUGGUAGGGCUAUUGCCCUCUACCUGGCCCGCCAACGGAUCAGAGUUCUGAUGCUAACUCAGUCCACGGAGAGAUUCAUAAAAAUCCAAAGUGAAGCUCCAGUGGACUACCAGCAAUUUCUAGUUCAAGUGACCAAGUACCAAGCAGCUAAACUGUGUAAGACAUGGAUAAUUGGGAAAUGGGCAACGCCUCGAGAGCAAAGUUGGGCUCCAUCGGGAGCGCAUUUUCAUCAGUUUGUCGUCCCACCGGUUAUCCCAUUCCGUAGAGACUGCACCUAUGGGAAGUUAGCAGCAAUGAAGCUCCCAAAGGACGUCCAGGGCCUUGGAUCGUGCGAGUACACGAUGGACAGAGGUGUGGUCCAUGCUUGCCAUGCGGGCGGGGUGGUGCAUUUUCUUGAAGGGUGGACGCACCACGAGGUCGGAGCCAUCAACGUGGACCAGAUUGAUACGGUCUGGAAAGCUGCCCUGAAGCAUGGUUUGAAGCCAUUGUAGAGUAUGAUGAUGAUAACAAUGCCACCCACUCUUUGCUGCCCUUCACUUCCUCUACUACCUUCAAGUUGCUUUCAUACACUAAUUUGUUGUCUUUUGUAUGCUCCACCCACUUUAAAACAGAAAGAAUUCUUUUAGUGAUCUGAAUUGUGCUUUUAUGAACCCGUGUGGAAUUUGAAGAAAUCAUUUUUUUAUUUUUACAUCACUCGGUUAUGAGAGCUGGAAAAGAACUUAUUGUUUAAACAUUGAAUGAAAGAAGCCCUCAAUUAAAUUUAUUGGCAACAGAAUUAUUCA
Molecule: messenger RNA, 2457 nt
Organism: Cuscuta europaea
Lineage: Eukaryota; Viridiplantae; Streptophyta; Magnoliopsida; Solanales; Convolvulaceae
Source: the annotation of a GenBank genome assembly